Molecule: messenger RNA, 1947 nt
Organism: Spizellomyces punctatus DAOM BR117
Lineage: Eukaryota; Fungi; Chytridiomycota; Chytridiomycetes; Spizellomycetales; Spizellomycetaceae
Exons: 1
Coding region: 15-1730 (571 amino acids)
Biological process (GO): mRNA splicing, via spliceosome
Cellular component (GO): nucleus
Source: RefSeq, a predicted model, not a curated record
AGUCAGAUACCCAAAUGUCCAAAGGAUUGGGACAAGAUGACUUUCGAAAACUGUUGGCGACUCCACGCUCUGUGCUCCAGCAAACACCGCGGGCAGCGCAAACACCUCGACAGACCCCCAGGGCCACCAAGGAUGCCGAUGGGUUCGCCCAACCGGCACCAGUGAAGUCCAAAAAGAAGCUCUGGAAACCUCCGAGCAAAGAAGGCGCCUCCCAGUCUGACAAUGGGCCAGGGUAUCGAGACCGAGCACGAGAGCGAAGAGAAGGAGCAAAUCCAGACUAUGAGGAAACGGAGCAAAUGCUGGCAGUCUUGAAAGCCAGUGAACAAUCCCAAAACGCUGACCGGACCGAAACCGAUACAAGUCUUUCCAUUGAGCAGAGCAAAUAUCUUGGCGGUGAUGCCAAGCAUACUCAUCUAGUGAAGGGUCUUGAUUAUGCGCUGUUGGAAAAAGUCCAACGAGAGUUGCAACAGAAAGAUGCUGAAGAGAAAAAGGAAGAGGAGGCAAUACAGUAUGUUGAGCAAAUCCACGGGGACGGUGGUUCAAAGUUCAACUCUACGUUUGCGGCAAACAUUUACGAAUUGGCGGUCAAAAAGGCAAAGGUGCAACCGCCGCUUCGCAAUGAACUCUUUAUACCGGGAAGGCUGGCCUUUGCUUGGGAACUGGGAACAAUUGACGAAACGGGAGAUUACAUAGGAACGAGGGAUAUUCCCACAUCGGUAAUGCGAAGCAGGGCCGAUGUAAAGGGCUACGACCGAAAUUUUACCAUUUCCGGUAGCGAUCUGGUGAUCGAAAAGGUCGCCUCCGUCGUGGCGUACUUGAGAGAAGGGAGUGGCACGGCUGGUGCUAAUCCCAGCGGAAAGCGGCGAGUGAAACGAAAGGACAAGGAGAAAGGGCAAGCGCAAAUUGAAAAGGUAGAGGAACCUGGAACCGCUAAACAGGCCCAGACUGAGGAAGAGGACAUCUUUGCAGACGCAGGGCGGGAGUACACUUUUCAAGUGGAGGACCGAGGGCGUAGACCUGCCGAUAGGGUUGUUGGAAUGGGCGAAUACUUUGACAGUGCUGCUGUCCUGAUGGAGGACAACAAGGAGGCUAGUGAUGGGAUGGACCUGGACGUGAUUGGCCCGGAGUCUGGUAACGCCUUGUCGACAAUUCUUCAGGAAAGCGCAGGAAUGCUGGACUCACUACAAGGGGAUGGGGCUGCGAAGAAAAUGGUUGGAUCGUUACAAACCGCGGGCGGAGCAAAAAUGCCAACCGACUUGGAGCAACCUUCCACAGGAUCCACAACUGGUCACAAAAGGCAACACUCGGACCUUCUUCCUGCAUCCGCUUUGGAUGAUGUGCAAGAAAACCAUCUCGCUGAUCUCGCCGAUCUCGACGACUCUGCAAGUGACGCGGAAGGAGCCGAUUUGAAUCAGAUGGACUUGGGUGUACGACAAAACAAGCGAAAACAGUUGACUCGCUUCGAUUUUGAUACCGAUGAAGAAUGGCAAAAGUACAAGGAUAAGCAAGUGCAUUUACCAAAGGCCGCCUUCCAAUUUGGCAUCAAAGCGAGUGACGGCCGACAGAAGUCGGGACGAAAAGGGGGCGAAGGAUCUGGCAAAAAGAAGAACCACGACGCAAAGUUGAACCGUGAAUUCCAGCAGUUGAAUAAGGUCUUUACGGAUAAGUACGGAACUGGGCUAGAAGAUAGCGGUGGUGGACGUAAUAAGAAGCAGAAGCGUGGAAAAUAGUUUGGAUUCCGAUUAAUAAUUGAGAAGUCUGUUGCCCCAAAAUGCUCAUGUAAACCAUUCUACACAAACACUGCACGGCGUCGUACAUUUAUCAGAGUAAUUUUGAAAAGCCCUGGAUCACGGCUACAUGUCUGCUGACGUACUAUUUAGUUGUCUUCUACACCCAAAUGUGAGGUUAAGGUCAAGCUAAUAUUAUACAAUCCAUAACUAUUUAGGA